AUGAGUUUUGACAAGAUGAAGUCAAAGUCCUAUGAGAAGAAGAUGGAAGAAUGGCUUACCAUGGUUAGUAUGAAGGUGGUAGACUUGAAUAGACUAGUCCUUGACUAUCUAGUGCAUGAGGGACUAGGGGAUGUGGCAACCGAAUUUGCAAAGGAUGUUGGGAUACCCUUCACUGUGUCUUCGUUUCUAAACCAUAGAACCAGGAUAAGAAAUGCAAUUGAGGAAGGAAACAUUGAUAUGGCAAUAUCGAGGAUCAAUGAUCUGAACUCGGAGAUAAUAGAUAGCAAUAUCGAGCUGUACUAUUUUAUCAUGGAACAGAAAGCUUGUGAGCAGGCACAGGCAAUAAGAAAUGAUAGCGAAAGCAUAGGGGAGCAAAAGGUAUUUGUUCUCCUUGAAGAGGUCCUUGAGUUUGUGCGCUCCGAGCUCUCAUCGAUUGUUGAGGAGAACCCAUCACUGGGAUUGCAUUUCGAGGACUUCCUUGAAUUUGUGGUGUUUAACUCGAGGAAGGAAGCAGUGGUUGAGAGGAGAAGAAGAUUAGCAGGAUAUGUCAAUAGAUGCAUAUUGGAAAAGUAUGAAGUGACAGAAAAUGAACUAAAGAGAGUGCUCAGUGGAAUAGUUGAGGGGGAAAAGCUGCUGACGGAGAAGUACAAAUUCCCUACAUUCAACGAGUCGUUUGUAUGA
Encephalitozoon romaleae SJ-2008 is the source of this 681-nucleotide messenger RNA. RefSeq lists its product as hypothetical. The transcript has a single exon. The record is from RefSeq and is a predicted model, not a curated record. The coding region runs from base 1 to 681 and encodes 226 amino acids. NCBI's taxonomy places the organism in Eukaryota, Fungi, Microsporidia, Unikaryonidae. Gene Ontology annotation, molecular function: protein binding.